Molecule: messenger RNA, 765 nt
Organism: Vicia faba (fava bean)
Lineage: Eukaryota; Viridiplantae; Streptophyta; Magnoliopsida; Fabales; Fabaceae
Source: the annotation of a GenBank genome assembly
AUGGCAUUGAAUGUUAUAUCACCCCCACUAUUCUCACUGUCAAAUGUUGCAGAUACCAGAACCCUAACAAUCACAGCAUUCAACCCUAACCCUAGGACUAUCCCCAUUCACCGACCUCUGGGAUGUAACCUUAGGACUAUCCCCAUUCACCGACCUCUGGGAUUCAGAGUCCGCGCGGCUCCUGCUGCUAGACUGAAAGUGAGGGCGGCCACUGGUAAUUCAGAGUCAGAGGAAGUAAUCAUACAAUCAAAAGUGACCCACAAAGUAUUCUUCGACAUCAGUAUCGGUAAUCCAGUUGGAAAACUAGUGGGUAAGAUUGUCAUCGGACUCUUUGGGGACGAUGUCCCCCAAACUACCGAGAACUUCCGGGCCCUUUGCACUGGUGACAAGGGUUUUGGCUACAAGAACUCCACCUUCCAUCGUGUCAUCAGAGACUUCAUGAUUCAAGGAGGAGAUUUCGACAAAGGAAAUGGAACUGGAGGCAAAAGUAUAUAUGGUCGCACUUUCAAAGAUGAGAAUUUUAAACUCUCUCAUACUGGACCCGGAACUCUUAGUAUGGCUAAUGCAGGUCCCAACACCAAUGGGAGUCAGUUUUUCAUAUGCACCGUCAAGACGCAAUGGCUUGAUCAGAAACAUGUUGUAUUUGGCCAAGUCUUGGAAGGCAUGGACAUUGUUAGAUUGAUUGAAUCGCAAGAGACAGAUCGUGGUGAUCGUCCACGAAAGAAGGUUGUUAUCAGUGACUGUGGUGAGCUGCCAAUUGCUUGA